GUGACUCGGUACAUCACUAACCUAAUCUGUGUUUCUGACAUGACUGAAAAUUAAUUUUAUUGAAUUUCACCGAAAACAGAAAAUUCUCAUUAUAUACUAAUACAAUGUUUAAAUUAAAGUUAACUGCUCUUGGCCAUCCUAAUCCCGAAAGUUUUAAUUGUGAAGACGAAAAGGAAUAUAGAAGCGUGGUUCUGUGGCUGGAGGAUCAGAAAAUUAGACAUUAUAAAAUCGAAGAACGAGAAGGUCUACGGAAUAUCGAUGGAGAUAAUUGGAAGGAAGCUUAUGACAUUUAUCAAAGAGACCUUGUUAGUCCUGCUACUGAGGGUCAACCGAAUGAACAGCUGAACUGGCUCUUGUCUUAUGCAGUUAGAUUAGAAUAUGCUGAUAAUGUUGAUAAGUAUAAGAAUGCUAAGAUUGAACAGCCAAAACAGGCAGCACCUAAUGUUGUCUCAACGAACCCUUUGGACAAUCUCGACUUUUCAAGCCCUGCUUUCAAAGCUGGUGUAGAAAGGGUCUCUGCACUUACUGGAGUUGGCCCACAUCCAGAUCCAAAGUACAGAUUAGCAGCUAUUGCAAAAAUACUAAAGACUUCCCCUCAUAUAGAUGUGGCGAAGACAGAGGCCAACAUUAUACAACAGCCAGCUGAUGUCUUGAAGCUACUUUUUGUGCAGGAUCUUAGAGAUUUACAAACGAAAAUAAAUGAGGCACUUGUUGCUGUUCAAGCUGUUACUGCGGAUCCACGUACAGAUACUAAACUGGGUAGGGUUGGUAGAUAACUCUCUUACUUAAUUUUUUACAUAGGGCAUUAUUACAUUACAUUGAGUGCAAGAGUAUUAAUUAUAUAAAUUUACUGAUAAGAUUAUUUAAUGCCCAAUAUGUCUUCUCAUACUUAUGUUUACUACUGCAAACUAAAAUACUACAUACUUGUGUGCUACAAAUUUUAACAUAAUUUGUUAUUGAGAAAUCUCUAAAGAAAUAUUUUUCUAUUUAUUUCAUAGCAAUCACUCAUGAAUCAAAUCAUGUAGUGAAAGACCAAGAUCUAAUCAGUCUGUGAAGUUAUCAAGUAUGAUCUGUACAAUUUAUUUCCAUAUAUAGUAGUUUGUAUCAUAUAUAUGUAUAUAUAUAUAUAUAUAUCCCAAUCCUAUCAGUUGUUGACUGUCCACUGAUGAACAUAGGCUUCCUCAAUAAAGAAGGGUUUUGCUUCUAGUUCCCACACUUGGCAGGUGAACUGACAACCACAAUUUGGCUUUGCUGUUGUUUUGAGAGGGAUGAUAUAUAUUUAUAUAUUAAAAUUAUUUAAAAAUACUUUUAAAUGUAUAAACUUACAUUUGCACAUUGUCAGUCAUUUCGACUGUGGUUAUAUUUAGCCACAAUUUUUGUAAUCAUGGUGUGUCAAAUAAAUUUAUAAUUCUGGAGUAGUUAAGGAUUAUUGAAAUGAUGUUUGCAGUAAAUUGAAUUAAAACUAAUAGUAAGGCAACAA
This is a messenger RNA of Galleria mellonella (greater wax moth), 1480 nucleotides long. RefSeq names its product RNA transcription, translation and transport factor protein. Gene Ontology annotation, molecular function: RNA binding. NCBI's taxonomy places the organism in Eukaryota, Metazoa, Arthropoda, Insecta, Lepidoptera, Pyralidae. The transcript has 4 exons. Gene Ontology annotation, biological process: tRNA splicing, via endonucleolytic cleavage and ligation. The record is from RefSeq and is a predicted model, not a curated record. The coding region runs from base 105 to 776 and encodes 223 amino acids. Gene Ontology annotation, cellular component: tRNA-splicing ligase complex.